Aspergillus puulaauensis is the source of this 1248-nucleotide messenger RNA. Its product is annotated as FAD-dependent oxidoreductase. Gene Ontology annotation, molecular function: FAD binding. The transcript has 3 exons. The record is from RefSeq and is a predicted model, not a curated record. Lineage: Eukaryota; Fungi; Ascomycota; Eurotiomycetes; Eurotiales; Aspergillaceae. Bases 1 to 1248 code for a protein of 415 amino acids.
AUGUCAAACGACCCUAUCCUCAUUGUCGGUGCAGGCAUAAUAGGCCUCGUACUCGGCCAAGCCCUCAAAAAGCGAAACAUCCCAUUCAAGAUCUACGAACGCGACCCCUCCCUCGCAAGCCGUCCUCAAGGCUGGGCCAUAACUCUGCACUGGGCCCUGCAAUACCUGCCCGACCUCCUCCCCGCGGAAACCCUAAACGCAAUCGAAGACGGCCAGGUUGACCCGGAGGUAGCAAAGAACGACACGGGCAAUUUCCUCUUCCUCGACCUCAGCACAGGCGACGUGAAAUGGCGCAUCCCGCCGAAUAAACGGUGGAGGGUGAAUCGCGAGAAACUGCGCAGGGCGCUUCUAUUAGGGAUCGAGGAGAACGUCGAGUGGGGUGUUAGGGUUGAAGACGUCCACGUUGCAGACGAGGCAGCAGGAGCAGAAGCACGCCUUAUCUAUAGCAGACGCAGCAAGCCCGAUACCACUGCGGAUGGAAAAUCAGGUAUAAAGGAAGAAAGCGCCCCCGGCAAACUCAUAAUCGGCACCGAGGGCGCACGCUCCACAAUCCGGCAGUUCCUCUGUCCGACGACAUACAAGAAUACUCGUCUCCCCGCGCGAUUCACGGGCGUGAUUGCACCCAUGACAGCCGAGGAGAUUGCGCCGCUGCGCGCGAUGGACCCCCUGCUCUUCAAGGGCUGUCAUCCUGAAACGGGUGUGUUUCUGUGGUUUUCCAUGCUUGAACCGCCGACCGAGGACAACGGGGGGAAAUACAAAGUCCAGAUCGGCCUCUCGUGGAUGGUUCAUUCCCCCGCCGAUGAAGUUCCGGCGUCGAAUGCGGACAGGCUGGCGAAUAUGAAGCGCCGGGCUGAAGGGUUUGUCCCUUUCCUUUAUGAUACUGUCCAGCGUAUACCGGAGGAUACGGAGGUCGUGGAGGUUACCCUGGCGGAUUGGGAAUGUGAGGCUUCGGUCUGGGAUAACAGGGGAGGAAAGGUUACCCUUGCUGGGGAUGCGGCACAUGCGAUGACUAUGUACCGCGGAGAGGCGUGCAACCACGGUAUUCUCGAUGCAGUGCAUCUUGUUGAAGCUAUCGAGAAGAUCCAUGCUGGCGGAAACUCCAAAGAUGCAAUAGAUGAGUACGAAGCUGAGAUGCGGAAGCGAGGACAGGCCGCUGUGCUGCUGAGUCGACAGGCCUGUCUAGAUGCCCAUGAUUGGGAAUCGCUUAAUGAGAACUCUGCUAUUUUGAAGAAGAGGCAGCUUGACUAG